AUGUGGAGACCAUUCCAACAUUAUUUUGUGAAUCAUUCUUUUGAUAGCUACUCAAGACAGCAUGAACGAGUUGAUGUUUUAUCACUUAAUCCUAUAGUUAUUGACAACUUAGUAAAUGAUCAGGAACCUGGGAUUCUUUUUAGACCAAAACCAUUUUUCAAUAGUUUUAUAAUCCAUAAAUUAAUAUAGCAUGUCAAAACUAUAGCAAAAUAGCCAAAAUACUAUAAAAAAAGAAAAACCCAAAUUUGAUUUAAAUUUACUGUAUCCUUAUAAUUUGAGGACUGAAGAAAAAAAGGAAAGAGAAAAUAAGCUAAAAGAGCUUCAAGAAAGAGUUAAAAGCCAAAGGGAACUGAUAAAGGAAAGGGAUUUAAUUUCGAAAAUGAAGGGUGAAUUGAGAUCUCAGAGAUAUACUUACGAAAUGAUUAGAAAUAAAGAAAAGAAAAAUGAAGAAAUCAAAAGGAUUAGAGAAAUUAUUGGAAAAAGAAAAUCUAGUCCUAAACAAAUUAAUACUUCCAGGGCAAGAAUUGAUGAUAAUCUAACUCUCUGCGCUUUAAUAGCCAGAAAACCAUUGAAAAAAUGCUUAUUUUGGGGGAAUUGACUCCUUUUAAGAGCUAGCAAAACAUUUUUAAUAUAAACAUUUUAUAUAUAAUUAACUAUUGGGAUUCUAGUAAAUUCUAUUAAAUUUUAGCUUUUGCAUUAUUAAAGUAAAUUUUCUUUGGAUAUAAAACUUAAAAAAAAAUUAAUCCCUUUAAUAGCAAGCAAGAUUUUUCUCCUCUCUUAAAGCAGUAAGCUUUUUUAUAACUGAAAGGGAAAGCAUCAAACGUGCAAACUCUAAAAGAAUCCUUCCCAAUUCUCCAUUAAAAAGUCAAAGAAAAAGUGUAGUAAGCUUUAAACUUAAAGACAUAUCAAAAUCACGUGAUGAAAGUAUCAAAAGAAAUUUAUCGCUCCCUAAAAGUAUUGAUGGAAAUAGAAGCGGCUAG
Blepharisma stoltei is the source of this 980-nucleotide messenger RNA. The record is from the annotation of a GenBank genome assembly. NCBI's taxonomy places the organism in Eukaryota, Ciliophora, Heterotrichea, Heterotrichida, Blepharismidae.